GGGCCAGGCCGCGUAUAAGAAAGCUGAGCGGCGGCGGGGCGGGGAAGGACGGGACACUUGGUUACCGCGCCGCCGCCACCACCGGACCAGCCGUUGCUCUUGCGCCUUCCUUCGCGGACCCCACGACGCCAUGAAGCCCAGUCGCCCCGCCGGCCUUUGCGCCCCCGCUCUCCUGCUGCUGUUGCUGCUGGGCUCCGCCGCCGCCGAGUCGGUGAGAGAAACUGAGACUAUGGACCCACAGCUGUAUGAAUUUCCAUCUGGAGAUUUGCCAGAUGAUGAAGACUCAAGGCCUGACUUUGUAAUUGAUGAAGAUGGCUACGACUACUCAGGUUCAGGAGAUGAAGAAGAUGAUACAGAGGGUGCCUUUCUUCCAACCUCUGCAAGUCCUAUGGAGCCCAUGGACAACUUUAUCCCUUAUUCCAAAGGAGAGACAAAGGAUAGCGAGCCUGCUGUGAUAGAAAUAGAAAACGAUUCUGUUCUCAGGAAACCUGCACCCUCUGAAGAAGGCGAUGAGCCAUCCAACAAGAUCUCGAUGGCCAGCACAGCCAAUGGCAGCAUCUUUGAGAGGACAGAAGUUCUGGCAGCUCUUAUUGCAGGUGGGGCAGUCGGGUUGCUGCUGUUUGCUGUCUUCCCAAUCCUCCUCCUGAUCUAUCGCAUGAAGAAAAAGGAUGAGGGCAGUUACGACCUAGGCAAGAAGCCGAUCUACAAGAAAGCACCCACAAACGAAUUCUACGCCUAAGGCCUGCCAACGCCACAGACCCAUUUGGGAGUCAGAAACGGACUUUGUAAAAAAAAAAAAAAAAGGCAUUUGGACUGCGGACAAGAAGCUCUGAGACAAAUGCUCUCUUGGAUCUAACCGUCAAAGUGAUUUUUUUAUAUAUAUAUAAACUUUGUGACCCUUCCCAUCCCGCUAGCCAACGAGGAUGCAAAGUAAAUUUUUAAAAAGGCAGCGUCCUAUGGAGAAAACCCCCCCUUGUGGGGUGUGCGAGUGUGCAUGUGUCCUGAAACGCAAAGCAAAUUUUGCCAAAUGCUCUGUUUUGGUUGGGUGAAGGGGUUUCGUUUGUGAAACUGUUUGCAUUUGGUCGCGGUGCUCCAACUUGCCUUGUCUGCAGAAAAGGUGUAAGUUCAUCUCUACCUGUAAGAAGGUUGACCUGUAGCAGUCCAGCUCUGCAAGGCUUUUUCUUUUUUUGUAAAGAACUUAUUUAUGAAAUCUCCUGCGCUACAGUGCACAUUAGCCUUGGGAGAGAGCAAAUCUGCUCUCUGCAGACUUGAGUAUCUCAGUACUAUUUUGGACUUGGCUGUGUGAAGAGGUGAUUUCUUCCUAGGUGGAGAGAGGGCUGAGUAGCCUAUAAAAGCAGAACAGUGUGUGUGUGUGUGUGUUGUGGGGGGGGCAGGGGGGAUGUCUCCCACUUUUUAAAUGGAGCUGAGUUGAAGAAAUACCUUUUUUAUUUUUAGAAGAGGGGUUUCCUUAAAUAAAAGACGCUAAGAAAAAUUCCCUGCCUAUACAAGUUUGUAGAAAGUAUUCUGAAAUUUUAAAAGUAUAUAUAUUUUGUAAUUUUCAUGAGUUCUUUUUUUUAAGUCCCCUUUUCCCCUUUGCCGGACAUCUCUCCAGAUGAAUGGCAUUUUAUAUCGCUCAUUGCCAGAACCGAUGCAGCAGCUACAGUAUGUUAAAGCUCUCUAAGCUCAUAUCAUAGGCUAUUCUAGGCAGUUGAGAAGAGAAUAUUUAUAUAUAAUUAUAAAUCUAUUUUCUGGAGUAAAAGCAAAUAAGUUUCUGGGUUUUUAUAUAGAGCUAUUUAUACUUUCUAAGAUGGCUGCUCUGUUUUUGGUAACUCUUCUUUUUAUACGUAAAACACUAAUAUAAUGAAACUCCUAAUGAUUGUGAAAACUAUUUAAGCUUGAUUCUGUGUACUAUACCUGAAGGCAAUAAAUUCUGCUAGAAUUAAUGUCUGUAUGCAAAAAUCAGAUUUCCCUGAACAUGACUAAAAUAUAGUUGGAGGUUUGUGUUUUUAGCCUUGUAAUAUAUUAUCAGUGCUGUGGAGCUCUAUAAUAUAUAUAUAUAUUCCAGUAAAAUGCACACUUAAGGUUUUAUACAGACUUCCUGCAAGGGGUGCUGGGUUGCUCUCUUCCUUGCAGAGUCUCCCUAAAUGUCUUCCUCUUCUUGAUGGAGUCAUUACUUCACAUAUGGUGUUGCUAAUCAAUGGCAGCUGAACAAUUCAACUGUGUGGGUUGGAGUCUAGCUUUUACAACCAGCUUCACGGCACGGGGAGCAUGGAAUUUCACUGCUGGGGGUGUGGGUAUGAUUCGGCCACAUGCUGCUGUUUGCUUCUCCCCUUUUAAUGCCACGGGGUGACAGAAGACAGACUUCAGAAGCUGUUUGGUACGGAGAGUGCAAAGUUGCUAUUCCCUCUUCAGGCAAGUGCGAAGAGGCUCCAAAUACGUGUUGUAGCACAUGCUAUGUUUUCCUUUUGGGCUCUUAAUUGAGGCUAUUGGCUUUCAGACUUUUGAAUGGCUGUUCCCCUUCUAAAGAAGAGCAUCUUCAGGGCCAAGCUUUUUCUCCAGCUGCUGGUUCUACCUGACUGUAAAUGCUGGUACCUGUUGGGGAGAAUCUUGAUCCACUGAUGGUUAUGCCAGAAUGGUACAAAAGUUUCGAACAACACGUCUGUGCUGUGCAAAUAUUAAAGUGGGGGGUGGGGAAGUGGUUUCCCCCCCCCUUUUUUCGUUUUGGAUUAAGGACCACAUUUCCAGCUGGGCAAACUUCUAGGACCACCACAUGCUAGUAGUGAGCAGGAGCAGGAGCAAAAGUGGGUGGAGCAAAUGUUGCCUUUGCUAAUUUCUCUCUGCUCCAUCCAGGCAACCAAAGGCACUCUCAGAAUUGAAGGACACCUUCUAGCCAGGCAAAAAGGGGAUAUGAAGAGGUGUGUUGCCUGGGGGAAGAGUCUUGAGAGUCAGGUAGUGUCCUAGAGGUUUGCGUUUGGCGUCCUGGCUUGAGAUUCCUCGCCCCUCAUUUAGAGGGAAGUGUGCAACUGCUGCAGCAGAGCUAGGCUUAAAUCCUAGUUCUUUGGGUUGGGGAAGCGAGUCUCUUCGAAAGUUGCUUUUCAGGGCCCCGCUUGAUUCCGAUGUGAUCGGAUUGCAUCUGCACAGUCUUGUCACCUCUGAGAGCAAAGGGAGGUCUCCGUACAGUGUGUGUGGGGGGGGGAGCGUUUUGUAUAAUUUGCGGGAAAUCGGGUACUGUGCAGCGCAAGGCCAUCUCCUAACCACACAGAUCCUGGCAUAAUCUUGAACUGCUUGCAUUCUUUGAGCUGUAGCUUUU
This is a messenger RNA of Lacerta agilis (Sand lizard), 3310 nucleotides long. RefSeq names its product syndecan 4 (gene SDC4). The coding region runs from base 131 to 739 and encodes 202 amino acids. The record is from RefSeq and is a predicted model, not a curated record. Gene Ontology annotation, biological process: cell migration. NCBI's taxonomy places the organism in Eukaryota, Metazoa, Chordata, Lepidosauria, Squamata, Lacertidae. Gene Ontology annotation, cellular component: membrane; cell surface. The transcript has 5 exons.